AUGAUGAUCGGAGAUAAUUCGACCGUAGAUUCACUUCCCACAGACGUUUCUCCAAUAGUUGAGCAACGAUGGAGAUUUCGUCUUCAACACCAAACCUCUUCUGCAAACGCUUCAGAUGCGGGAAUCCGUGUGGUGUUCAGCAGCGGAGCCUUGAUUUCUGUCGCGAGGAGAGGCGGGCCGGACCAAAUUCUCAGUCCUCCUUCCAUCCCCCAGGUUUCCGACAACUACUACAGGGCAACUCUGAAUUUCGAUGGAGGUUUUACACAGUACUAUCACCCCAAGAGCUUCGGGAGCGACCCGGGUUGGCAAGCUGCAAGAUCUUGGCCUCAAAAUAUCUGUAUGAACAUCGAUGGAAGCACGGGCAGCGGGGUUUGUGGCUAUAACAGCGUGUGCAGAGUUGUGAAUCAGAGGCCGGUUUGUGGAUGUCCCCAGGGCUUUUCACUGGCCGAUCCCAGGAAUCCGUAUGGCAACUGUGAGCCUCAGUUCGUGCAGGGUUGCAUCGAUGGUGGAAAUGACUACGACAUGGAGAUCAUGAAUGAUGUUGAUUGGCCUCAAGAUGACUAUGAACGAAUAAAUCCUUAUGUUUCUAUAUACAGAGAUAAUAGCUGCUGGAAGAAAAAGCUGCCCCUCUCCAAUGGCAGAGUCGACACUUCCCAAGGUUUAAAGGCUUUUCUCAAGAUCAGGAAACGGGAUAUUACUAUACGAAAUCCAAGACCAGGAAGAGAUCGGCAGACUCUGAUAGUUGUGAUAUCAGUGCUUUUAGGCAGCUCAGCCUUCAUCAACUGCUUAUUUAUUACUGCUGCUUGUGUCCUUCUUUUCCUCUUUUACAACGGAAAGUUCUCGGCACCUGGUCCUGUUCAAGAGCCUUCGCCUUCAAGCAUACGUUGCUUUACUUAUAAAGAACUCGUGCAGGCUACAAACGGAUUCAUAGACGAGCUAGGAAGGGGUGCUUUUGGAAUUGUCUACAAAGGGUCAAUUCAAAUCGGUACGGUUGCAGUGAAAAAGCUGGACAGAAUGUUUCAGGAUUCUGAUAAAGAAUUCAAGACGGAAGUUAACGUGAUUGGGCGGACUCACCACAAGAAUCUGGUGAGUCUGAUUGGUUUCUGCGAGGAGGGGCCUCAUCACUUGCUUGUGUACGAGUACAUGAGCAACGGAACGCUUGCAGACUUUCUUUUCGGGGAUCUGAGGGCAAGCUGGAGCCAGAGGACUCAAAUCGCAAUGGGGAUAGCGAAGGGGCUAACCUACUUGCACGAGGAGUGCAGCAGCCAGAUCAUCCACUGCGAUAUAAAGCCUCACAACAUUCUCCUUGAUGAAUACUACAUUGCUAGGAUAUCGGAUUUUGGGUUGAGCGAUGACGAGUGUUAUGUCUCCGGGGUUAAAGUGCCGUCCGGAAACAAUAACACCUCGCCGUUCGCCCAUUGCACCACAAACAAACAUGUUGCGCUACUCAACCAAACCAAUCUCUACAUGUAUGAGAAUGGAAAUUUAGAUGUGCACUUAGGCUUAAAUAGAUUGAUUGGUUAUGGGCAGGAAGAAUCUGCAAAAGAAGUUAAACAUGGGGAACCUGAUUCGUCUGUCCAUGAUUCUUCCCUAUCUUUAAGGAGAAUCUCAUUCUACUUGCAUAUGACGCUGCAGUCUGUCUAA
Salvia hispanica is the source of this 1644-nucleotide messenger RNA. The record is from RefSeq and is a predicted model, not a curated record. Lineage: Eukaryota; Viridiplantae; Streptophyta; Magnoliopsida; Lamiales; Lamiaceae.